UGGAAGCAAACAAGAUUCCAAAUCCAGUCGUAUCCCUAUAAAUUCUCCGCUACAGUCUCGAUACAUGAAUCUCAGCAGCUCCAUCUCUCUCUCUCUCUCUGUCUUCUACCAUGGCGAAGGCCAACCGAUUCCUCGCCCUUCUCUAUGUCUUCUCUUUAGUGUUCCUCGUGAUGGGGACUCGGAUUGCCGGUUCUGCUCACGGCAAGCAGAAACCAGAGCAUCACUAUGUCAAUAAGCUGUUCGUCUUCGGCGACUCUUACGUCGACACCGGCAACCUGGGGAGGUUGCUGGGGAGGCUCGCGCGUUCAUGGUUCGAACCUUACGGCAUGACCUUCCCUAGGAAGCCCACCGGCCGCUUCUCCGAUGGCAGAGUCCUCACCGACUACGUUGCCUCGUUUUUGCGGAUCAGAUCUCCCAUUCCUUACAGGAUCAGAAAGUUCGGCCAGAAGCUGCUGCCAUACGGCAUGAACUUCGCCGUCGCCGGUUCCGGGAUCUUCGACACCGGCAACUUCCAGAGCAACCUAACAGCUCAGAUAGACAAGUUCCAGGCUCAGAUCGACGAUGGCGUCUUCUCAAGACACGACCUCAAGUCUUCCGCUGCGCUGAUUGCUGUCUCCGGGAACGAUUACCAAUUCCUUUCCGAGCUCGAUCCGGACUACUUGCACCACCUCCAUGGAUUCAUGCACCGUUUGUUCGCGCAGCUCAAGGUAGAUCUGAAACGCCUCAGUCACAUCGGGGUGCCGAAGGUCAUCGUCACCAACCUGCACCCGAUCGGAUGCAUUCCGUCCUACACCAGGCCGACCAAUUACACGGCCUGCUACUCGAACGUGUCAUCCGCGGUCGCAGAGCACAACCGCAGGGUCGACGAGCUGAUGCAGGAGUUGGGUGGAGGCAGUGACACCACCUUCCUCUCUCUCGACGUCAACACAGCCUUCUUGAACGUGCUCCAUCGAGCGAAGGGAGCAAAGGAGAUCAAGCACCCGUUGGUGCCAUGUUGUGUGAGUAGAUCCAACACGACGGAGUGUGGAGAGAUCGACGCCGAGGGGAACAGGUUGUACGGGGUGUGUCGCCGCCCGGAGGAACACUUCUACUGGGACUCGGUGCACCCGACUCAGGCCGGGUGGGCUGCUGCCUUCGAGUUCCUCCGGCCCUCGCUCCGCGAGUUCCUCCAACUCUGACCUGCUUGAGAUAUCUCGAGUUACAGAUAUCAUCAGAUCCCUCGUCUUCCAUUUCUCUCCUCUUGUCGGGGUGAUACAGCUCGAUCAUGGCGGCCAGUUUUUUCUCAACGAAGACAAAAGUCAAAAUAGUAUUUGGCAUAUAUAAUAAGACUCAUAAACACUCAUCAGGGAAUAAAAAAGGCAUGCAUUCCUGUAAACCUUAAACACAUAGUGAAAGGCUUUUACAGCAGCAUAAAUCCAACUCAUCAUACAUUAGUUAAUUGUUAGUCACAAAAUGUAAAUGUUUUCACUCUCCAUUGAAACUUUUAAUGAUUCCUGAAUCAAUUAGCAAAAAGGGGAAUACAAGAGUUCUUUCAGGCUUUUA
This is a messenger RNA of Musa acuminata AAA Group (dessert banana), 1542 nucleotides long. Its product is annotated as GDSL esterase/lipase At5g03610. Gene Ontology annotation, molecular function: hydrolase activity, acting on ester bonds. Lineage: Eukaryota; Viridiplantae; Streptophyta; Magnoliopsida; Zingiberales; Musaceae. The record is from RefSeq and is a predicted model, not a curated record. The transcript has 5 exons. The coding region runs from base 111 to 1178 and encodes 355 amino acids.